Durotheca rogersii is the source of this 5471-nucleotide messenger RNA. RefSeq lists its product as uncharacterized. The record is from RefSeq and is a predicted model, not a curated record. Gene Ontology annotation, molecular function: protein binding. Lineage: Eukaryota; Fungi; Ascomycota; Sordariomycetes; Xylariales; Xylariaceae. Bases 343 to 4830 code for a protein of 1495 amino acids. The transcript has 2 exons.
AUACAUAGGUGCCUAGGUAGGGUGUCUGCCUUAGGUAUCUCGUCCCAGUUAUAGCCUCGUUCCCCAGAACAUCCACUCACCAUUCUUAUGCCAGCCCCAAUAAUGCUCCCUCGUCGAAGCCUUCGUUAAUUCAUCCAAUCUUGCUCGCCGGGGAUACCGUGUGGCCGGUGCAUCUCGAUCCCGUGGACGUAUCUCUUCUACCGUCUAAGCAAGGCGCGCUGGCUGAAGAAAUAUCGAGAUAGAUGAAGGAUGGGCAGCGCCGCCGUGCAGAUCUCGUCGAGAAAUCGAUGCUGCAACAAAGCUCGGGGACAUCUGCAUCAACGAAACAAAUCGUAACUGACCAUGCCUUCAACUUUCGACAACGCCCUGGACCCAUCUAAGAAGGGGAAAGUCAUCAAGUCCGCUUACGACAGCGAGACCUUUGACACCGACGUGACGAUCCACGUUGACGGGCUGGUCGGAUCAGCAACUAUAUCGCCAUGUGGUCGCGACAUCGCUCUUGCAUCACCUGAGGGCCUAGCCAUCAUCGAUCUGGAUUCGUAUAGCCCUCCCCGUCGGCUAAGCAGUCAUGGGAUGCCAUGGCUUGUUGUCGAUGUGCAGUGGUCGCCCUUUGCGGCACGAGACUACUGGGUGGCUUCGACAGCAAAUCACCGCUGCCUGGUCUGGAACUUGAAUCUGAGAGAAGAUUCCCCCACAGGCGCCAUUGAGCAUUCUCUCCAGGCCCAUAGCAGGGCGAUUACCGACAUCAACUUCUCCGCCCAUCACCCCGAUAUCCUAGCCACCUGUGCAGUCGAUGGUUACGUGCAUUGCUGGGACCUGCGGAAGCCCAGACAACCCGUCCUGACCUUCUGCAAUUGGUCCGCCGGGGCUACCCAGGUCAAGUACAAUCGGCAGAAUCCCAAUGUGCUCGCAUCCUCUCAUGACCGGUGGUUGCAGAUCUGGGACGAGAGGAAAUCUUCGGCGCCGAUCAAGUCCAUCACCGCGCACACGUCCAAGAUAUACGGCCUCGACUGGAACCGUACGAAAGCUACCAGCAUCGUCACGUGCUCGCUGGACAAAAGUAUCAAGUUCUGGGAUUAUGAGAAAUCCGACAAACCAGAGAGGAUUAUCCGAACAGAUUUCCCGGUUUGGCGUGCUCGCCACACUCCCUUUGGACGGGGCUUAUUAGCUAUGCCCCAAAACGAUCCGGGAAACCUAUACUUAUACGAUGUUCGCCGCGGAGAGAAUGAAGCCUUGGACGACGCCGUAGAGCCGCGCAAAAUAUUCCCCGGCCAUGGAAGCCACAAGGUUAAGGAAUUCUUAUGGAGGAGUCGCGGAACCGUUUCCGAUGAAGGGAGAGACAAUCGAGAAUUUCAACUCGUAUCGUGGGGCGAAGACAGCGAGUUUCGUCUUCACAAAGUGGACCCGCAAGUUCUCGAGUCCGUUGGCCACGUGAAAGGUGGCCCGGCCCUGAAUAUGAACUUUACGAGGAAAGGGGCAGCGUAUAAGACUUAUCGGGCUGUAGAAGAUCAUUCUCACCGAGAGAGGAAAUCGGCUACAAUGAGCGAUCCUCGCCCUGGUAGUGGCGGCAGCCAACUCCGACGAAGUGCUCUCACUAUAGUCAUGCAGGCAAUGUCGUCGCAUUAUCCUCGCUCCGGCAACGGGCCUCCGAGUUGGAAAGGCCCGUCGAUGAAGGCAAAGCCUGCGACGGGAAAGGCGACUGACCGAAGCCUGGACCAGCUCGGCUGGAUGAAAGGCAUAACUAUGAGCAAGAGAUCGGGAUUGAUCGGCCCGCCCCAGAGAAAGGGGUCCAGGGACUCUACUAUGUUCGGACAUAACUUUCACGACGAGCGUUGGGGCGAACCCGAGACGUUGCAGGAAGAGAUCAUUCGCGUGAAUCAGCAGUUGCCAAAUGUGAACUGGGAGAACGUAGAUCUAGAUACACUGACUCUCAGGGCAUCCCUCAAAGGCCCGUGGGGCGCCAACGGCGAUACCAUCUAUAUCAACGUCAACAUCGAUAUUCCUUCAAAUUAUCCGAAGUCGAGAGCGCCAAAGUUCAUCAUAGAAAAGACCGCAUUGAUGGCGGACGAGACGCACAAGCAGAUCAACCGGGAAAUCCACCAGCUAGUAAACCAAUUUACGAGGAAGCGGCAAAACUGUCUUGAGAUGGUCCUUAGCUACCUUCUCGGAGAGGUCGAUUUGUCAACUAGCGACUCGCUCUUCAAAAACGUGAAAGACCUGGACGAUGACCUUAGCGGACUUGCCGACGAAAGCUCAAGCGAGGAGGAGGAUAACGACCUCCCCACUGGUGUCUCAGCCAUCAUGUCCCAAGAGCUUACCGCAAGCACAGAGCUGGAUGCCACCCUUGCACCGACUAAUCGGCCAAUUAUACCACCAAUGCCCCGUUUGUGCGGCUGUCAGUUCUCGAACGAUGGGAGGCUGGUUUGCUUUUUUCCGACGAAGGAGGACAAGGCCAGGACUGCCUUCUUCUCUGGCAGUGACUCCUACCGAGAGCGUCCUAGAGGCGAGCCUAACUUUGCAGGGUUUGGCAGACUUCAGCAGGAAUCUGCGGCCCCGAGAAAUAGAUAUGCCAACGACGAUAUUUCAGCAGACGACCAGUCGGAUUCGGAGGGGGAAGAGGAGUCGUCCAGUUCGAGUGAUUCAGAAACCACAUACCUACAUAAAAUUAACAUGUGGUAUCUACCAGGCCGGCGCUUUAGAAAGACGUUUAGCGGCAGUUAUUCUAUACACUCCAGUGGCGGGGGGACUGGAAUCGGCACAGGUACGGGCACGGGUACUAGUAGACGCCGGCCAGGGAAGCCGAAGAAUAUUAUAUCCAUCUAUAACGUUACUGGAGAGCUGCCUUCCAAACGAGAAUUCGCCCAGGAAUAUUGCAUCUUCGGAGAUGGUCCGGAUGUCUGCGAACACAACGCAGCUAUCGCACAGAAAUACGACCGGCCAGAUCUGGUCGACGUUUGGAGGUACGCUGCCCUAUUACUCCGCGGAAACGUACCCCUCGAGCUCUUGGGAGACGGCCAGGGUAGAGAGUCCAUACUAGUGAUCGCCAGGGACGCGGUUACGCGCUUCUCCGAAGACAAGUCGUCGCCCUGCCCCCGCUCGGACUCUGCUAGGCUUACUGGACGGGUUAAAUGGGGUCAUCACCCUCUUGCAAAGGAUCUCAUUGAUCAUCUCUUCCAUCAUUUCGAAAACAUCGCCGAUGUACAGAUGCUUGCUAUGCUCUCGUGUAUAUUCAGCGAGUCGUCGGCCGAGGACAGCGUUGCCUACGCGGAAUCUCACCUCGCUCAACCAGAAACACCGCUCCCCAUGAAGGCACCGUCUUUCUCGUUGGAUUAUUUCCCCAUAGAUGCCUCGCUGUGGCAUAGUAACAAUUACAAGAGCCAAGCCAACUCCGGAAUUUCUACGCCCAAGACGCUGCACACCCCCGUUCACCUCCCUGGGUCUUACGGGUCUGAAGAGGCAACCUGGGGCGGUGAUCCAAAAUCCAACUCGUAUUCUUGCGGAGAGACACCUCCGACGACAACCCCGCGGGACCACCUUCCCGACGGUGACACGACUCAGAGCCUAGCAACCUCUCCUGAUAAUAGACUGCUGAGUCGUGCCAACAUCGCUCUAACCGCCGGGUUGGCGAGUUUCCCUAGGGCGUUCGCUAGCGUUGCGUCAACAUCCCCCCCUGCCCGGAAACGUCCUAGCCCCGGGGAGACGUUCCUCUCAAACCUCACUCCAAGUAACAUUACCUGGGGCGGCUCUACUAUUCUCGGCCCCACGCCCGAGCAGGCUGGUACUGCACGCACCUCAUACUCCGACGACGAAGCACAGAAUGAUGACGCAUUCCCCCUUGUAUGCCAUGGUAUAUCUACGGAGAUGGCAGAUCAAAGCAUAUUUGAUGAUGAUGGAUGGCUAGGCGUUCCUUUCCUCGAGCCUUCGCGCCAUGCCGUGUAUGCGGGCUAUCGACACGCGUACGCAGAAAUGCUGCAGAUGUGGGGCCAACCGCUGGCUCGCCUCGAGAUCAUGAAGUUCAACGUCCUGAAAGAAGAGCCGUCCGAUCCUCAUCCUACGCAUUUCGCGAGUCCAGGGGACACGAAUUUCCACGAACAGUAUCAUGGCGCGGAAAAUUUAAGCCACACGCCACACGCCCAUCACGGGGUCAACUCGCAAAUGAUGCUCGGGAAGAAGGAAAUAUUGCAAUCGUUGAUCGCGUCUGAUCGGGGCAUCGAUAUAAUGGGCAUUUGCCGUGUCCAUGAGACUCAUCUAGACCCGGUUUGGUCGACCCAUGCCAGCACCGCGUUAGGGGGUGCAGUCGGCACCUGCGACCGUUGCAAGCGCACGCAAACACAGCUCCUCUGCGUGUUCUGCAGAGAGCCAAUCGAUGCUCUCUACCCGCCCUGCCUGUCUUGUGGUUGCGCCAGCCACGAGGCUUGCGUUGCGGAAUGGCACGCAGCCGGUGAAACCGUAUGCCCAGCCGGCGAUGAGUGCGACUGCGUAGAAGAGGCAAGCAACGGCCAGGUCGAGACGUGGGCCGCCAUGAUGGGCGCCUUGCGCCAGGGCAAGAUCCGCAAGCCGUCGCUCGAGGACGAGGACGAGGCAUACGGCCGCGAUGAGUCUGACGCCGUCGAAACACACGACUGGGAGACAAUCGCCGGUGGUUCGCGGCUACCCCUCGCCGACGGACAGGGGAAAUCCUCGGGGACCUCGCAGUCCCAGUUCCAGAACCCAGUGUCAGCUGCUAGGGUCAGCCUCGGGAACAAGCUGAGGAAGUCGGCGGGCAACUGGGGAAGUACCACGUCGCUACGCAGAAAGCCCAGCGGCGCGGGACCGGCAGCCAAGCGUUGACGUGUACGCGCGCUCGAACUGUCUUGUUAUUAUAGUAUACGGUCCAUACAUGGCCAGCGCAGGGACCCCUUCUGUCACGACUGGGACCCCGGCUUUUCGGGGAUUUGGGAUACCCAGAACUCGGGAGAACCCGUCUAGGUGUGCUCGUGCCUAUGCUACCGAUGUGCAGGCAUUGGUUGGUUACCUUUGGAAGAAAUACUGAACAGUCACUUUUGCCUUGGAGACGUAUAUUUCCCGCAAUCUACUGGUUGUGACAUUUGCACGACUAGAGUGGUAUCUCUUCAGUGAAAAAGAGAGUGCUUGAUUGUAUACCCAUAGAACCCCUGGACGAACACGGAAACGAAACCGCCUCCCCGCCCUUCUCGUUUUCCUUUUGUCUUACUAACUGGCAGAAUCCGCCGUCCCUUUUCCUAGACCUUGGCCUGGGUGUUUUGUACAUCCACAUCCUUCUCCCUUUCCGCUUAGCGUUCCGCAGCUCGACACCACCCCGGUACCGAUAGUCCCCGUCCUCUCCCCCGGGGCUCAUCUCGGCUCGUCUUACCUCGACGCCGCCGCCGUCGCAGCUACCCGGCAUCAUCGCCGCCGCACCGACACAUCUGCACGCAGCGGCUGGUAGGGUCGGCGUGGCAGGCGACGGGGGC